Molecule: messenger RNA, 2040 nt
Organism: Stylonychia lemnae
Lineage: Eukaryota; Ciliophora; Spirotrichea; Sporadotrichida; Oxytrichidae
Source: the annotation of a GenBank genome assembly
AUGGCAUUUUUAUGCAAAAGUGAAAGAGUGCUAAACUUCAAUCCAAAUGAUGUAACACAGAAGCACUUUGAAGACUAGACUAAUCCUUAAUUAGGUCCAGGAACAUACUUUGGAGUCAAGCAAUUUUCUAAUACAAAACAAUCACUAGUGCCAUUUCAGACUUCAAAAGUGAGGGAAAUCUCUGAAGUUACAAAUAAAAACCCAGGCCCAGGAGAAUAUAAAAAGAAUAAACCUGGUUUCAACUCCAAAGAAGCCAGGUUUAACUAUAAAUUUGAGUCUAAUUAAAGCAAAGAUGGAAUAAAUUUAGGUCCUGGUUAAUAUGAUUUAGAAAAAUCUAGCUGGUUAAGAUAGAGCAAGAAUCUAUAAUUUUUAAGAGCUUAGUCCUAAAUAAGGAAUAAUAUCAGGCUCCUUGAUGAUUAAAACAAGAAUAACACAUAGAAUCUUUCACAGUUACAUCAUUCUCCACCUUCAAUUCCAUCUGGUGAUUUUAGAUUUGGAUAUAAAGUUGGUGAUGACGGGUAUCAUGUAGUAUCCUUGAAAUUAAUGGAGGAAAAUAACUCAGAAAAACUUGGAGAUAAACUAGGCCCUGGUGCAUACUAAAAUAUUGAUGGAAUUAGAAAGAUUAGAAAUAAUAUAAUUCCUUAUAUUAAAGACACUAGUAAGAGAACAAAAGUUGAACUGGAUAUUUAGAGUAAAGUGAUUGGACCAGGGAGUUAUGAUUUGCUAAAGCCUGUUAUGGUACCAGCCUAUAAAUAUAACUCUAAUUAGUAAUCAUCUAUGUUUGCUUCUCAAACAAAAAGAACUUCAAGUGUUAAUAAUUUAUCAAAGAGUAAGAAUAAACUUCACACUUAGUUAAGAAGAUUUUCACAGCUUGAUGGAAUUGGAAGCCGCAACUCAAAUAGUAUAAUUGAUAUUAAAAGUCAAAACUCAUAUUAGCUUUAGCUAGAAUCUGCUAAGGACUAAAGUUAAAUAAUUACUUUAAAGUUAACCAAUUUGAAUACUAAAGAACAGGGAAUCGAAGAAGAAGAGGAAUUAGAUUAAGAUCAAAUGCAAAAAAUAGAAUCAUUAUUAGAGCAUGUCUCUCCUGGGCCAGGUUCAUAUAUAAGUUAGGAUUUAAAUACUUCAUUUAAGAAAUAGCUUAAGAAUUCUAAGUAUUAAUUUUUUGGUUCCCAAGUUGAGAGAUUUCAAUUAGCAAAAGAUCAAGAUAAUGAUCUUAAACAAAAUUUAGGUCCUGGUUACUAUCAAUACAACCCUGAAGAGAUAGGUAAAUAGAAGUAUAAGUUCAAAACUGUUGGCUUCAAUACUGAGCUCUAGAGGUUUCAUACUAGAGACAAAGGAAUACCUGGUCCAGGCCAUUACAAAAAUACAGAUUAAGGAGUCAAAGCAACAAAAGACCAAUAAUCAUAUAAUAGAAUGAUUUUACCAUUUGGUUUUGUUGAGAAAAGAUUCGUCCUAAGAGAUAAUCAAGUUCCUGGCCCAGGUGAGUAUAAACCAGAAAAAUCUAUGAAAGCUCUUUAAAAUAAGAAAAAUGAAAUCUUAUAAGGCAGUGCCUCUUUUCUCGCUCAAGAUACUGAAAGAAGAAUAGCUGAUCCAGUCUUGCAUCACUCGCCUCCAGUAGGUUCUUAUAAUCCAGAUGUCUUAACUAUAAAGUAUAAUUAAGCAAAGCGAAAUGAUGAAAUAGAGACACCAACAAAUAAAAGUAAAAUUCAAACAAGCUCAAGGAAAGUCCAAUCAUUAAGACAAAAUGACAAAACUGAGGUAAAAAAGCAUGAAAUAAGUAGGUUUGAAUCCUCAUUAGAUAUUAUCUAUAAAGACAGGUUGACACCAAUUAGAGGGCCAGGAUACUAUAAUGGACACGAAAAAAAUUCAAUGCAGUCUAAGAAAGGGAAUCAUGAUUAUUUCACAUAAAGUAAAAGAUUUGAAUACGGUUCCUAUUUAGAUAAAUAGCAUAUGAAAAUGGCUCCAGGACCAGGCUAUUAUAGAGGUGUUGAUGAUCCUUACUCACGUAAGAAUAGAAGUUUCAACUUAAUGUUUAGCUGA